This is a messenger RNA of Zonotrichia leucophrys gambelii, 1890 nucleotides long. It is a transcript of the gene GPR157, whose product is annotated as G protein-coupled receptor 157. The record is from RefSeq and is a predicted model, not a curated record. The transcript has 5 exons. Gene Ontology annotation, biological process: cell surface receptor signaling pathway; adenylate cyclase-activating G protein-coupled receptor signaling pathway. Bases 347 to 1363 code for a protein of 338 amino acids. Gene Ontology annotation, molecular function: G protein-coupled receptor activity. NCBI's taxonomy places the organism in Eukaryota, Metazoa, Chordata, Aves, Passeriformes, Passerellidae. Gene Ontology annotation, cellular component: plasma membrane.
GGGGCUCUCCUGCGGCUGCCGCGCCGCCCUCCCGGCCGGUGCCGGCUCCGGGAGAGCGCUCCGGUCACCGCGGACACAGCGCUGCCUUCCCGGCCGGUGCCGGCUCCGGUCACCGCGGACACAGCGCUGCGGCCGGACCGGACCGGACACUCCGGCAGAGCGCGCCCGACCCGCGGGGCUGCAUCGCGCUGAACCCCCGCUGUCCCUUCGCUGUCCCUUCGCUCCAUCCCGCUGUCCCCUUGCUCCCUUCGCGGUGCCCUCGCUCCUCUCCUCUGUCCCCCCGCUGUCCGCUCUGUCCUCGCUCUGUCCCCUCGCUCCAUCCCUCUGUCCCCGCUCUGUCCCCGCCAUGCCGUCCCCGCUGCCGCCCACGCGGGUGCCGCUGGCGGAGCGGGUCCCGGUGCUGCUGUCGUGCGCGCUGUCGUGCGCGGGCUCUGCGCUCCUGCUCUGCUCCCAGGCGCUCUGGCCCGAGCUGCGGACGCGCCCGCGGCAGCUGCUGCUGCACCUGAGCCUGGCCGACCUGCUCUCCGCCCUCUCCUACUUCUACGGCGUGCUCAGGGACUUCCAGGGCACCUCGUGGGACUGCGUCCUGCAGGGAGCCCUGUCCACCUUCGCCAACACCAGCUCCUUCUUCUGGACCAUGGCCAUCGCGCUCUACCUGUACCUGAGCAUCGUCAGGGGCUCCCCCGCGGGCCAGGGCUUGCUCUGGGGCUUCCACGCCGUCAGCUGGGGUGUCCCCCUGGCCAUCACCGUGGCUGCUGUGGCCCUCAGGAAGAUUGGCUACGACGCCUCCAACGUCUCCGUGGGCUGGUGCUGGGUCAACCUGGACGCCGAGGACCGGCUGCUGUGGAUGCUGCUGGCAGGAAAGCUCUGGGAGAUCCUGGCCUAUGUCACCCUGCCCGUGCUCUACCUCCUCAUCAGGAAGCACAUCAACAGAGCUCACGCUGCCCUCUCCGAGUACCGCCCCAUCCUGCCCGCAGCCCCGGCCCUGCGGCCCCGCGCCAGCCUGGCGGACAAGAAGCUCAUCCUCAUCCCGCUCAUCUUCAUCUUCCUCCGCAUCUGGAGCACGGUGCGCUUCGUGCUGACCCUGUGCGACUCCCCCGCCGUGCAGAACCCCGUGCUGGUCGUGCUGCAUGGCAUCGGGAACACGUUCCAAGGAGGAGCCAACUGCAUCCUGUUCGUGCUGUGCACCCGGGCAGUGCGGGCGCGCCUGCUGGCCCUGCUGUGCUGCAGCCCCUCUGCAGAGCUGCCCUGGCACGGGCAGGGCCCCCCCGGCCCCUGGCAGCGCCCCCAGACCCGCGGGGAUGGCGACAAGGACAGGGACAAGGACCUGGAUGUGCCAAAGCCGCUGCUGCCCAGCACCUGAGCUGGCCCUGCUGCUGCUGAUUCCUCCUGCCAUGGGUGCUGUGACAGCCCCCCAGAGGGAGCUGCAGCCCGGGGAAAGCGGCGCUGGAGAUGCUGAGCCCUGCCCGGGUCCCGGAGCUGCUCGGCCGUGUCAGGAUGCUCCUGGAGCACGCUGCCCUCCCGUCUGUCUCCCCUCCUUCCCGCCGGGAAGCUGAACCCUCGCUUGGGGUCUCGCUUUUCUGCCUGCCCAGGCUGGUGUGGUGAGUUCUGAGGUGAACAAAGCCAAACCAGGAGCUGCUGAAGGACUGAGCUGGGCAUGGCCCUCAGUGUGGUGAGAGCGCUGGGAGCCCCAGCCUGGCUCUGCUCUGCUCUUGGACUGGGACAGGACAGGGAUUAUUCUGUGGUGCUGCUGGAUGGCGCCUCUGGAUGCUGAACCUCCUCCCUGGUGUUUGUUUGGGGGCUGUCACCAUUGUGGGAUGCUGAUUCACCAUUGUGGUUUGGGGAUGCUGAUCCCUCUCCCUGGUGUUUGUUUGGGGGCUGUCACCAUUG